Molecule: messenger RNA, 1692 nt
Organism: Zophobas morio
Lineage: Eukaryota; Metazoa; Arthropoda; Insecta; Coleoptera; Tenebrionidae
Product: cytosol aminopeptidase-like
Exons: 20
Coding region: 1-1692 (563 amino acids)
Biological process (GO): proteolysis
Cellular component (GO): cytoplasm
Molecular function (GO): manganese ion binding; metalloaminopeptidase activity
Source: RefSeq, a predicted model, not a curated record
AUGAAUAGUGUCUCAGGUGAGCUAACAAACCUGCUCGAGAGCUCGAGAACAGUGCCAAUGAGAGUGUUUGUUGUCUCAAGACUUAAAAAGAGGGGCUUUCAGAUCUUACCUUGUUUUUUUUCAAGUUCUCGCUUGAAUGUUGAUCAAAAGGGGACCGUGAUCGGAGUUAAGCCAUCGGAGGUUGGGACAUCAGACGAUGCGGAUUGUCAGAUUGACUUUUUUACAAAGUUCGGCAAGAAAUUAGCAAAAACAUUUUUUUUGGAAGAUAUUGUAAAGAGGACCAAUUUUAAAGGAUUGAAAGGACAAUGUCUCCCGCUUUAUGGCUUGCGGGACUCUUCCCUUUUGGUUUUGAGUGGUUUAGGGAAGGAAGAUUCUACCACAUUUGAAUGCGUUGGAGAUUAUAUCGAUGAUGGAAUUAAUCAGUUAAAGGAAAGUAUUCGAGUAGCCGCUUCUGUCGGUGUAAAGCAGUUAAUGAAGGACGGUUGCACAGUAAUUGAGGUUGAUACCAUGGGCGAUCCUGCAGCUGCUGCUGAAGGGGCUACUUUGGCAACUUAUCACUUUCAUCAACUAAAAACUUUAAAACAAAACUAUUCCAAGAAUACUAUGGAAGACGUACGUAUCUCCCCGUUGAAUGCUCACGAAGAGGUUUGUUUACAAUCUUGGAGUAAAGGCGUCAUUUACGCUGAAUGUCAAAAUCUUGCCAGGACUUUAAUGGAGUUGCCCGCUAAUAUUCUCACUCCCUCCUCUUUUUGUGAACGAACCGUUCAACUCUUUAAUAACUUUUCCGACUCUGUUCGUUGUUCUAUUCGGGAUGAAGAGUGGAUCCGAGGGCAAGGCAUGGAGGCUCUCUACACCGUCGGAAAGGGGAGCAUCGAGCCCACCAUGUUUUUGGAGAUUGAAUACUGCAGCAGUCCAGAGCAUGCCGUCUUACAGGAUCCGCUGGUUUUUGUUGGGAAAGGAGUUACUUUUGACAGUGGCGGCAUCUCCAUCAAGCCGUCCUCCCGGAUGGAGCAAAUGAAGGCCGACAUGGGCGGGGCCGCAUGCGUCGUUGGGGUUAUUAAGGCCGUGGCGUCCCUUGGCGCACCCGGGCGUGUGAUCGGGCUUAUCCCGUUGUGUGAAAACAUGCCCUCCGGCGACGCGUGCAGGCCAGGCGACGUCGUCCGAACCAGAAAAGGGCUCACUAUCGAGGUUGAAAACACAGACGCAGAAGGCCGACUUAUUCUCUGCGAUGCUUUAUCGUAUGCCGAUGAACUCUAUCCUGAUGCGCGUGCCGUCAUAUCUAUCGCCACUCUUACAGGCGCCAUGGACGUGGCGCUUGGUGCGGGAGCAACGGGUGCUUUCUGUGCUUCGAGGCUCCUUUACACCGUUAUAGAGGAGUCUGGCCACGAGGCUGGAGACAGAUUCUGGCGUAUGCCUCUCUUCCGUCAUUACCAAGCCCAAAUUAAGUCGGAUGUAGCCGAUAUAAAGAACGUGGGAGGGCGGUCUGCUGGUGCAUGCACCGCGGCGGCUCUCUUGCAAAACUUUAUCUCGAAUAAGCGAUUUGCGCAUUUGGAUAUAGCAGGGGUAAUGCAUGCAAGUCCCUUCGAAGGAUCUGUCUGCCCGUAUUUAAGCAGGGGCAUGCAGGGGCGUCCCGUGAGAUCACUAAUUGUACUGGCCGAGAAGCUCUUUUCCAAAGAGCGUGUAUAUAAAUAA